GACGCUCAGAUCUUCUGCAGACAGCAUCAUACUGAUCUGACCAGUGUGAGGAAUCAGACUGAGAAUCAACAGAUUCAGAAGAUCAUGAAUGACAAACACAUAUCUGAAGUCUGGAUUGGUCUGUUCAGUGACUCAUGGGAGUGGUCAGAUAAAAGUGAAUCUGGAUUCAGAAACUGGCAUCCUAAUGAACCAAAUAAUCCUUAUACUGAAAAAUGUGCAGAGUUCAAUCCGGGUCAAUGGAAUAAUGUGGCUUGCAGUAACUCUCUGACCUUUGUGUGUUAUGAAGAUAAUCUGAUAUUGAUCCAGAUGAAUCUGAGCUGGUCUGAAGCUCUGAGAUACUGCAGAGAGAAUCAUGUGGAUCUGGUUUCAGUUGAUUCAGAGGAGAUUCAGUUCAUGGUGACAGACGUGAUUCAUCAGUCCUCUACUGACGCCGUGUGGAUGGGGUUACGUCACUCCUGUGCUGUUGGUCUUUGGUUCUGGGUGAAUGGAGAGAUGGUCUGCUAUCAGAAUUGGGCUUCAGGGAACGGGACAUCAGAUGUGAAUUGUGACACUGUAAAAUCUGGAGCAGUUCAGUCUGGAGGAGAUCAUCUAUGGAUCAGCCGCCCUGAAUCUCAACAACUCAACUUCAUCUGCAGCAGCAAAGAUAAUUAAUAAAAUUAUUUGUGUCUAUCAUUUCUUUUUUGUUAAUUUUCUGAUUUUCAUUUAGUUUUGUUCUUUAGCAUUAGGGUCCAUUUAUAAACAUAUUACAGAUAAAUAUAACACUAUGACUUAGUUCAGAAUCAUUUCAUGUAUACUAAAAAAGAUUUAUUUUAUUCAUGUUAAUCUCCUUACACAGUAUAUUUUCUUAUGUUUCUUUAAUAACUGUUGAAUUAUACGAAAUAAAUGUGUUAUAUUUUGGGAGUGUGUUAAAGUUCAUGAUAUUUACUCAUCAGAUGUCACUUCUGUUCUGUUUCAUGUGUGAUUAAU
This is a messenger RNA of Paramisgurnus dabryanus, 966 nucleotides long. The record is from RefSeq and is a predicted model, not a curated record. NCBI's taxonomy places the organism in Eukaryota, Metazoa, Chordata, Actinopteri, Cypriniformes, Cobitidae.